This is a messenger RNA of Strongylocentrotus purpuratus (purple sea urchin), 1534 nucleotides long. RefSeq names its product methionine adenosyltransferase 2 subunit beta (gene mat2b). The record is from RefSeq and is a predicted model, not a curated record. Bases 263 to 1165 code for a protein of 300 amino acids. Lineage: Eukaryota; Metazoa; Echinodermata; Echinoidea; Camarodonta; Strongylocentrotidae. Gene Ontology annotation, molecular function: methionine adenosyltransferase regulator activity. Gene Ontology annotation, biological process: S-adenosylmethionine biosynthetic process. Gene Ontology annotation, cellular component: methionine adenosyltransferase complex. The transcript has 6 exons.
GUCGAUCAUCAGUGCUCGUAAUGCAUAACAACCAACGAACUCAAACCAAGAGCGCGCGCACGUGUUACAGAUCGAAGCUACGCCAAGCCAGUCGGUGGUCUCAUUCUUACCCCGGAAUCUGUCCUUCCAAUUUGUCAGUUUGUUGACUUAAGCUAGAUCUGAUACAGACCGUUUUUGUGAGAAUUGAGUCUUCAUACUUCAUACUUCAACAGCAGUCUAUAUUAUACUGGAAGAAGAAGUACUCCAUCUUAGUGGUCCAGCCAUGAAGGUCUUGGUAACAGGUGCAUCUGGUCUGAUGGGUCGAGCUCUCAUGAGGGAGUUUGAGAGGACGCCCUCAUGUGAUGUCUUAGGUCUGGCGUUCUCUCGUGCGAAGGGCUCUCUCCGGAAGGUUGACAUCAGAGACGAGGGGGAGGUCAGAAAGGUCAUGCAAGAAUUCCAGCCUGAUGCUAUAGUACACGCUGCAGUACAAAGAAGGCCUGAUGUGGUAGAGAAGGAUGAAGAGGCAGCCAAGAAAGUUAACUGCAGUGCAACUGAGACAAUAGCCAAGAUUAGUGCUGAGAUGGGUACUUUCCUGAUCUACAUCAGUACAGACUAUGUGUUUGAUGGAACCAAACCUCCAUAUAAACCCACAGAUGCUACCAACCCUCUUAACAAGUAUGGACAACAAAAACUAGAAGGAGAGAAGAUCUCCCAAGCACAUGCUCCAAAUUGUGCCAUUUUACGAGUGCCCGUCCUAUAUGGUCAGAUUGAGACAGUGGAAGAGAGCGCUGUCACCGUCCUUCUCAACACCUUGGUGAAUCGAGAGAAGACAGACAUGAUCGAUGAUUGCUGCACCCGAUGCCCGACUUCUGUUGACGACAUAGCUGUGGUCUGCAGACAGAUGUGUGAAAGAUGGAAGACGGAUCCUAAGACAAUGAGUGGCGUUUUCCAUUGGUGUGGAUCUGAGUUCAUGACUAAAUACACCAUGAUAACAAAAAUAGCCGAUGCCUUUAACCUGCCUCAUGAUCACCUUAAACCAGACCCAGUCCAACCAACAGGGGGAACGUUACGCCCCAAGGAUUGCUCCUUGGACCGGUCUAAGCUGGAAGCGCUCGGUAUCGGACAGACCACGCCUAUUUGGGAAGAGCUACAAAAAGUCAUGGCACCAUUCGUGACUAGUCAGUGAUAGCUAAUUUAGUUCUUUUGCUUCUUCAAUUUUGGUAAAUGGUGGCAGUACAGUAUUUAAAAACAUGGGUGUUAUUCUGUAAGCAAUGUUAUAUUCUAUAUCCGGGUAAGGGGGAAAAUGGUUCAUUUCAUAACAAUCUAUGCUAAGACAAGUUGUUGUUAAAUGUCUUCUUAGAGAUAGCUGCAUUCGCAGGAAGUUAAAAGAGACAUCUGAACAAGCAAAAAUGAUAGGUGUUAAUUCUGUACAUUUUCAGUUUGUUUGACUAUUAAAGGCAUCGUUUAACAAUGUUAAAUCUGAGAUGCAUGGCCUACGUGUUAUCAGUUUCUGUGAUAUGGUGUAAUAUCGAAACCCUAAAAUAUUGGCGCUUCA